Messenger RNA from Lepisosteus oculatus (spotted gar), 6308 nucleotides. Its product is annotated as ephrin type-B receptor 1. Gene Ontology annotation, cellular component: dendrite; plasma membrane. NCBI's taxonomy places the organism in Eukaryota, Metazoa, Chordata, Actinopteri, Semionotiformes, Lepisosteidae. The record is from RefSeq and is a predicted model, not a curated record. Gene Ontology annotation, molecular function: ATP binding; transmembrane-ephrin receptor activity; protein binding. Gene Ontology annotation, biological process: protein phosphorylation; ephrin receptor signaling pathway; axon guidance.
AAGCAGCUUCUCGCAUACUACUUACUACGGCUUGAAAUGUGACUCAAAAUAUACAUUACUGAAGGGUGCGAGAUACAAACUGGAAUACCGUUUUGUGACAACUGAAGGAUUGUGUGCGCGCUCGCCUCUUGCUAAUAAUAAUACAAGAAGUAGGGGAGAAUAACUUUGCCAUGACAGUGGAUUUGAUUGCGAUUUUCUGUUUAAUCACUACGGUUUCUGCAGUGGAAGAAACAGUGAUGGACACUCGCAUCGCCACAGCAGAGCUGGGCUGGACAGCAUACCCUACCUCAGGGUGGGAAGAAGUGAGCGGGUACGACGAGAACCUGAACACAAUCCGCACUUACCAGGUCUGCAAUGUAUUCGAGUCCAGCCAGAACAACUGGCUGCUGACGACCUUCGUCGAUCGCAGGAGUGCCCAGCGCAUCUACGUGGAGAUGCGCUUCACGGUCCGUGACUGCAGCAGCAUCCCCAACGUGCCCGGCUCCUGCAAGGAGACCUUCAACCUCUACUAUUAUGAGACAGAUUCAGUCAUCGCCACCAAAGGCACAGCUUUCUGGACGGAGGCUCCCUAUCUCAAAGUGGACACCAUUGCGGCCGACGAGAGCUUCUCGCAGGUAGAUUUUGGAGGGCGGCUGAUGAAGGUCAACACCGAGGUGCGCAGUUUUGGCCCCCUCACCAAGAAUGGCUUCUACUUGGCCUUCCAGGACUAUGGUGCCUGCAUGUCCCUGCUGUCUGUCCGUGUCUUUUACAAGAAGUGCCCCAGUAUUGUGCAGAACUUCGCUAUCUUCCCUGAGACCAUGACAGGCGCUGAGAGCACCUCACUGGUUAUUGCACGAGGUACCUGCAUCACCAACUCGGAGGAGGUGGACGUGCCCAUUAAACUGUACUGCAAUGGGGAUGGCGAGUGGAUGGUGCCCAUCGGGAGCUGCACCUGCAAAGCUGGCUACGAACCAGAUAAUGGGAAUGAGUGCAGAGCAUGUCCUCCAGGGACUUUCAAAUCCAGCCAGGGGUCGAGGCUGUGCUCCGCGUGUCCGCCAAACAGCAGAUCCACCAUGGAGGCCGCCACCAUUUGUGUGUGUCGCAAUGGCUACUACCGUGGAGACAUGGACCUCCCUGAUGCCGCCUGUACCAGCGUUCCUUCAGGCCCUCGAAAUGUGAUCUCCAUUGUCAACGAGACCUCAGUCAUCUUGGAGUGGCACCAACCUCGGGAGACAGGCGGACGUGAUGACGUGAUAUACAACAUCAUCUGCAAGAAGUGCCGCACAGACCGUAAGGUCUGCUCCCACUGUGAUGAAAAUGUGGAGUUUGUGCCCCGUCAGCUGGGCCUCACCGAGACUCGGGUGUUCAUCAGCAACUUGUGGGCCCACACGCGCUACACCUUUGAGAUCCACGCAGUAAAUGGAGUGACCAACAAGAGUCCAUACCCUCCCCAGCAUGUCUCCAUCAACAUCACCACCAACCAAGCUGCCCCAUCUAUGGUUCCCAUCAUGCACCAGGUCAGCUCCACCAUGAAGAGCAUCACAUUGUCCUGGCCACAACCUGAACAACCUAAUGGCAUCAUCCUUGACUAUGAGCUUCGUUAUUAUGAAAAGGAUCACUCUGAAUUCAACUCAUCCAUGGUGAAGAGCCAGACCAACACAGCUCGCAUUGAUGGCCUCAGGCCUGGGACUGUGUAUGUGAUUCAGGUUCGCGCCAGGACUGUUGCUGGCUUUGGAAAAUACAGUGGCAAAAUGUGCUUUCAGACUCUGACAGAUGACGACUACAAGUCAGAGCUGAGAGAGCAGCUGCCUUUGAUCGCUGGCUCUGCAGCUGCUGGUGUGGUGUUCAUUGUCUCUUUGGUCGCCAUUUCCAUCGUCUGCAGCAGGAAGAGAGCCUACUCUAAGGAAGCCGUUUACAGUGACAAAUUGCAGCAUUACAGCACAGGCCGAGGCUCUCCUGGGAUGAAAAUUUACAUUGACCCUUUCACAUAUGAAGACCCAAAUGAGGCAGUUCGAGAGUUUGCAAAGGAGAUUGAUGUGUCCUGUGUGAAGAUUGAAGAAGUCAUUGGUGCAGGUGAAUUUGGAGAGGUGUACAAGGGCCGGUUGAAGCUACCUGGAAAACGAGAGAUCUAUGUGGCCAUUAAAACAUUAAAAGCUGGUUAUUCUGAGAAGCAGAGGCGGGACUUCUUGAGUGAGGCCAGCAUCAUGGGCCAAUUUGACCACCCCAACAUCAUCCGGUUGGAGGGGGUAGUCACAAAGAGCCGGCCAGUCAUGAUCAUCACAGAGUUUAUGGAAAAUGGCGCCCUGGACUCCUUCCUUAGGCAAAAUGAUGGCCAGUUUACGGUGAUCCAGCUUGUGGGGAUGAUGCGAGGCAUUGCUGCUGGGAUGAAGUACCUGUCGGACAUGAACUAUGUCCACAGAGACCUGGCAGCCCGCAACAUUCUAGUCAACAGCAACUUGGUGUGCAAGGUGUCUGACUUUGGGCUUUCACGCUACCUUCAGGAUGACACCUCUGACCCCACUUACACCAGCUCCCUGGGUGGGAAAAUCCCAGUGCGAUGGACAGCCCCAGAGGCCAUCGCCUACAGGAAGUUCACCUCGGCUAGUGAUGUCUGGAGUUACGGUAUUGUGAUAUGGGAGGUGAUGUCCUUUGGUGAGCGACCCUACUGGGAUAUGUCCAACCAGGAUGUGAUCAAUGCCAUUGAGCAGGACUACCGGCUGCCCCCCCCCAUGGACUGCCCUGCUGCCCUGCAUCAGCUCAUGCUGGACUGCUGGCAGAAGGACCGCAAUGCUCGACCUCGUUUCCCAGAGAUCGUUAACACGUUGGACAAGAUGAUCCGCAACCCCACUAGCUUGAAAGCCGUGGCCACUAUCUCUACUGUGCCUUCUCAGCCCCUUCUUGAUCGCUCUGUGCCAGACUUCACUACGUUCAGCUCUGUGGAAGAGUGGCUGGGUGCUAUCAAAAUGAACCAGUAUAGAGACAACUUCCUGAGCUCUGGCUUCACUUCCCUACAGCUGGUUGCACAGAUGACCUCAGAAGACCUCCUUAGGAUAGGGGUAACUUUAGCUGGGCAUCAGAAGAAGAUUCUCAACAGCAUCCAGUCCAUAAGCGUACAGAUGAACCAGUCAUCGACGUCUAUGGCAUGACAACAGGAUGCUCCAUGGGACAGAUCCUUAAGCCCUCUCAGUGCUUUGGACAUGACAAGAUAUAACUGGGUUGAAACGAUCAUAUUAAUUUAACAUCAUUUAUGGUGCAAAUCAAUUCAACUGCUAAACAAAUGUCCAUUAUUUUUCGCCAUUUCAUGCAAGGAUCACAAUGGAUAGUCACCCCAGUGACUCCUGUAUUUUGCUUGAAAAUUAUAACGAAACAAAGUAUUCAAAAUAGACUUACACAAAAUGCACAGACUGUGGAAUAUCGUCAAUUAGGAUUUCUGCUUAAUGAAUUUUAACUUUGGGUUUUCUUCUUUCUUUGAGUCUGUAUGUUUCUCACUUGGAAAAGUUGGAGUACAAACUGCAAUGUAUUUUUUUUUUCUCUCCAUGAAUGCCGUGAUGCUUUCUAACAAGAAACAACUGUGCUACCUGAUGAUGUCCAGGUGGAUGUCAUUGCCAAAGGACUGACCUAACAGUUGCUCCCGGAUUUUAAAUCCAUCAGAGAAUUGAAUGAAUUUUAAGAAAUAAAAAUCUUCAUAUUGAAGGUGAUACAUUAUAAGCAUAUGUACUUUUUCUGCUUGCAUUUUUGGCAAUUACGUGUGUGUUAACUGGAUUGUAACUGACUUUCAGGACCUCUGUCCUUUUUUAAGAGGCACUGUGUCGACAAAACCUAUACAUGUGUUGCUGGUUGGGGCUUCAAAUAUGGAAGAUAAGACAACAACGGAAAACAGACAAUGUCUUGACCAACACUGUAAAAAAAUACCAUAUAUAAAUGUUCAGUGUCAGUUAACUGGCCUAUGGAAAGUGAUUCUAGCUCUACAGACAUAUUGAAUUGUUUAACGUGAGCUAUCCAUGCCAUGCUGAGGUUUGCUGGUGAGCAUUAUAAGGGAAAUGGAGACGUUAUUUUUUUCUGAUUUCCUACUUCGAGUUGGAACAUUUGGAUCAUUGUGCAUUUCUAAAUAGACUGUCCCAGCUUGGCAGCUUAAACACUCUGGUACGUACCUUUUGUUGAUCUCUCUGAUGUGUAUGAGGGAUGAUGCACAACACAUGAAGCAAUGGUUGGCCUAACAUGGUAAGGCUUAACUACAGAAGCACUUCCUUCAGCAAAACACAAAGAAACAUCAAACUUCAGGAUGGUAGCAAUGUUUCGAUAUGGGUCUUUCUUUGUAUUAUAGCAUGUGUUUGUUUUCCCAGCUUGUUUCUUUCUGUUCUCCUCAAGGACUGAUGAUUAAGAUUUAUUUUGGGUGUUUAAAGGCCUCUCUUUUCUGUUUGCUGCUACAUACAGUAGGUUAGUCGGCUUAAGUCCUAGGCUACCCUUAAUCAUUGGCACUGAAGUAAUUUAUUCUUUCACAGUCAUAAGUUAUGUCUUUCAGAUUUACUGUGUCUCUUAAUAUCGUCGUUUGGUGCGUAUUUUUCGACCCUGGACUCUUUGCAGUCUUUUUUGAUAGUAAGUUAUGAAGUAGUAAAUAAGAAGGAACAAACCUUGCAUACACAAAAAACUAAAGACCUUAAAAGCUAAGUGAGCUAAUAAUCAUCUAGGAUUGUGGGAGUAUGGAACAAGCUGUCCAGAUAUUUUGUUGAAGCCAAUAUCAGAUCAGUUCGCUAAAAACUGCCAAACAGGUCAGAUGUGCUACAGGUCAGUCUGCUCUUGCUUGUAAUCUUUCUAAUGUUAUUAUAAUAACUGCUAACUGAAGCUAUAAAGAAGAUAGACAUGAAUGAAAGCAAGUCUCUUAUUUAACUAGAGGGAAAGCUUUGCAAGUGAAUAGAUGGAAAGAUUUACUUGUCACUACAUCUGUAAUAAGAAAUCAAAGAGAAUGUAUGAAAGAAAAAAUUAAAAUGUACAUACCCUGUAUUUCCAAUUAUGAUGUAUUGAAUGUGCAGUCCCUAACUGUUAUAUUUACAGGUCUUUGUGAAUGAUGUGUAUACGCAUGUGGUAUUUUUCCUUUCAGAAUUAUGUAUAGUAUUUGAAUAGCUGAUCUUAUUGGAUGUCACAGACCCCAGGUUCCAUUUAUAGGGGAAAUUACUUAAACUGAAAGUUCACAAUUUUAUGAUACCCUUCAUAACCACAAUAAUGGACCCUCACCAUGAGGACAUGAAGGUAAAUAGAGGGCUUUAGCAGAAGAAAAUAUAAGAUAGUGAAUGAGUAGGGAGAGUUCUAGAAGCUGUUUACUUCAGUUCUGUAUAAGACCUUUUUGGAAUGGGUUUUAUAUAGACAAACAUUUCCUCAAAGAAAUUCAGUGUUUGAUAAUAUUAGAAAGAGAAGCGUUUAUGCCCAAAAGACUCAAAUUCAAUGCUACAGGACCAUACCAUUUUUAAUUCAAUAGUAAUUUAAUUAUUUAAUUCAGGUUAACAUCCAUCAGAUAAUUACAGGAAAUAACUAGUGCAAAUUUGUAAGAUUAACCUUUCUCUUAACCUUCUCAAAAUUUAUUUCUUUUCCUUUGAAUAUUAUAAAACAUGUGUACAAUGUAUAAAGGGAAUUUUUUUAAUUAUGAAACAGGUUAGUCAGUCAGGACUCAUUUUAAAAUGCUACUCAAAUUCUUUAUACAGUGAUUCCCUUUCUUUGUUUUCAGUCUUAUACCUUAUACUCAAAUUGACAUUAAAACUAAAUGUACUUUUCUUUAUUUUCUUUUAUGUAAACUCAACGGGUUUAGAACUUGUUUCUGAAAUAGCCAUUAAUGUGUGAUUAACUGAUUGUCUGCCCACUAGUAUUGAAAAAUGGUGAUUUCACAAAAGAUGACAGCACUAGAAUAAAUCAAUGUUGUACAUUAAUACAAAUGGUAAAUUCCAAAUGUGGCACUAAAUGGUGGCUUUGUGUUUGGCAGAGACUUCUUACACAAUGGAAAGUAUUGGUGUUCGAAACUUGUAUUUGACAUGUGGGGCAGAGUUUUGGUCUUAUCCAGGCUUAGAAUAAGGGUGGAUUCUUCAAUUCAGAAAUGUUUACUUUUUAAAUUCUGUGAAUCUAAAUGGAUAAAGAAACAUUUGCUUUAUUAGUUGAUUCUAAACCUUGAAACCUCCAACAUAUACAGUGUAAUAAGUUCCUUGUAACACAUGAGUGAAUUCCAAGACAGCUGAAUUGACAGAUCAUCUCUCUACCUGAGAAAGAAAAAAAGAACUUUCAAGCAUUUCUGUUGUUCACUCAUGUAAAAAUUCAUGGAUUAAAUCUCCAAGGGGGAACAUUGA